AUGUCCCUUCGACUGCUCUCCCGAGCGGCCCGGCCCUCGACCUCUCGCAUCGCUCUCCGACCAUUCUCCACCACCUUCCGCCGAUCUGAUGUCCUUUCCGACCUUGACAAGCAAAUCAACCCAAGAGAAAUUAUCGAGCAAAAGAAGAAGCUCAUGGAGGAAAAGUAUGCUCAAAAGUUGAAAGAAAGGGCGGAGCAGGAAGGCGUACAGGGCUUUGAGGAGCUGAAGCAGAAAAUCAUUCAGCCAAAGCUUGAUGCCGAGAAGGCGGCGAGAGAUGCCAAAGAUGCGGAGCGCGAACAAGCCAGAUUGGCUGCCACUGAGAAGGUGGAAGACCCCGUGAGCGAGAGGGUGCAAGCCGAAAGAAAGAAGAAGGAGGCCAAAUCGCAAGGACAGAAAGACAGAACUGGUGUCAAGCCGCUCGCAGACAUCAUCAACCUCCCCCUCAUCCACCUAACACCCCACGACACCAAGGCCAUCUCCCAAAUCUGGAAUGCCUUCCACACCUCCCACCCAACUCUCUCCAACGCCUUCCUCUCUGCCUCUUUGCCAUCCGAAACAUAUACCUCCAUGCUGAAUGUGGCCAAGGAGAACCCCUUCUUCGUGUUGCCCCUUCCUCGUCUGUCUGCGGCUCCCGUGGAGAACGCGGACCAGCCCGAGAUCAAAACGGACGAGUACGAGAUGUUCUAUCUCCAGUGGCUCUUCCACCCCACCCCUACCGCCGGCUCCCCUGCCUCCGCCGACACCAACCCCAAGGCUCUGCCCUUCACGACAUCCAUCAUUUUCACCCCUCUUGAAGAAUUCAAACGUUCCGGCGAAUGGGCGCAGCCCUACUUGGUGCUCACUCACUAUCCCGAGCUCUCCCAGACGCAUGAUGUCGUCCUCAUGCGAGGCGAGAUCUCCCCUGCCUCUGCCGGUGGCCCUGACGGCAGCUUGUUGAACCCGGGCUUCUUGCUCUCGCAACAACAAGCUCAGCUUUUGGCUCUGGCUUUGCAGAGGUUCUACUGUACGGACAUUGCGCUUCCGGGAGAGAGCGAGCAGAUGAUGGUGGAGAGGGCGAGCAGGAAGGAAGCUCUCAGGGGUUUCAGGGAGAGGCCUGAGGAAUGGGAUUGGGCUGGGUUGGUGGAGAAGUCUUAUGGAGGAUUGGUAUAG
This is a messenger RNA of Cryptococcus wingfieldii CBS 7118, 1149 nucleotides long. RefSeq names its product ATP synthase mitochondrial F1 complex assembly factor 1. Lineage: Eukaryota; Fungi; Basidiomycota; Tremellomycetes; Tremellales; Cryptococcaceae. The record is from RefSeq and is a predicted model, not a curated record. Gene Ontology annotation, cellular component: mitochondrion. Gene Ontology annotation, biological process: mitochondrial proton-transporting ATP synthase complex assembly. Bases 1 to 1149 code for a protein of 382 amino acids. The transcript has 3 exons.